AUGAAGAAAAAGAAGCUGCGACAAAUCGACUUCGCCAACGCUUUUGUUUACGCACCUGUCGACGCAGAGAUAUUCGUUGAGUUACCGCACGGUCCCGAUACGGAUUCCAACCACGUCUGUCAGCUGUUGAAGUCCCUGUACGGCAUCAAACAGGCCCCGAGACUGUGGCAGCAGUACCUGCACGCUAGACUCAUGCGCAUCGGAUUCCGCCAACUACCACACGAUCAAGGCAUGUACCGGCUUACGAAGGGCACCGACUACAUCCUACUGAUCGUCUACGUAGACGAUCUGCUCUACAUCGGCUCGACCGACGGCGUCACUGCCUGGUUCGAAGGGGAACUACUGAAAGAUCUCACUCUCACGGUCUCAUCAACCGUCACGCAAUACCUCGGUCUUAAUAUUCGAGAAGAAGAAGAGGCGAUCUACCUCAGCGCUGCUAAGUACGCCGGCACAAUCACCAAACGGUUCGGACUCACCCUGACCGCCAUCUCUACGCCAUACCGCUACACCAUCGCAAACCACAAAGAAGGCUCUACUCCGCUGAAGCCCGCCGACAUACGCGACUAUCAACGAAAACUGGGAUGCCUCCUAUUCGCAGCACUCACCUGCGGUCCGGAUCUAUCAUACUCUGCGAGUCAACUCGCCACCUACCUCAAGAAACCUGAAGCAGAACACAUGGCAGAGCUCGACCGCGCUCUUCACUACCUCGUCAGCACCCUGACAAUUGGCCUAACCUACCACAAGAACGCAACUACAACGCCUAAACUAAUCGGCUACGUCGACGCCGAUCACGCCGGCGACUCCGACAACAGGCGCUCGCGCACCGGCUACAUCUAUCGCUUCGAGCCUAUCGGACCUAUCUCGUGGCAGUCGAGCAAGCAGGAGUUAAUCGCCCUCUCCUCAGCUGAAGCAGAAUAUAUUGCACUCUGCUCAGCCACCAAGGAAGGAUUGUACCUUCGCAAAUUACUAGAAGAAGCGAAGCUGGCUCAGUUACCCAGCUUCUCCCUGUUCUGCGACAAUCAGUCGGCGAUUCGCAUAGCAAACAAGAGCGGAUUCGCGAACCGAACGAAACACAUCGCCUUGCGAUAUUUCUUCGUGAAGGACGAGAUCGAGAAGGGGAGACUCGAGCUGUCAUACUGCCCCACGUCCGAGAUGGCAGCCGAUUACUUGACCAAGAAGCUCGGAAAACAGAAGUUCGAAUACUGCAUGCUGCUAACUGGACAGAGCCACGUCACCAACAGCGACACUCCAGAAGCGAAGGGGAGUGUUGGAAACAAAUGA
Closterium sp. Yama58-4 is the source of this 1281-nucleotide messenger RNA. The record is from the annotation of a GenBank genome assembly. NCBI's taxonomy places the organism in Eukaryota, Viridiplantae, Streptophyta, Zygnematophyceae, Desmidiales, Closteriaceae.